Molecule: messenger RNA, 1278 nt
Organism: Mercenaria mercenaria
Lineage: Eukaryota; Metazoa; Mollusca; Bivalvia; Venerida; Veneridae
Product: zinc finger protein 501-like
Exons: 1
Coding region: 1-1278 (425 amino acids)
Biological process (GO): regulation of transcription by RNA polymerase II
Molecular function (GO): RNA polymerase II cis-regulatory region sequence-specific DNA binding; DNA-binding transcription factor activity, RNA polymerase II-specific
Source: RefSeq, a predicted model, not a curated record
AUGGGUGAGGAAACUGCUGAUGUUACUGGGCACGUUGACCGGAAGUAUAGCUGUGAUAUAUGUACCAAGACGUUCAUGAGACUAGAUAAUUUAAAACAUCACGUGCUUAUUCAUGCUGGAGUGAAGCCUUUCACAUGUAACUACUGCCAGAAAUCUUUCAGGCAUACAUCCCAGUUGAAGCGACAUAGGCGAGCACAUGACGGAGAAAAACAACACUGCUAUAAUACUUGUAACUUUUCCGCAGUUAAUAAAGAAGGUGUCACAAGACGCAGGAAAAUACAUGUAGAUGAUAAGCGUUACCAUUGUGGUGUUUGUGGAAGGGCAUUUCUUACUGCCAAAUGGCUGAAAAUGCAUAUGUUUGAUCACGCUGUACAACGACCAUUCCCGUGUAAAGUAUGCAAAGCUUCAUUUAAGAGUGAGUCACAACUUAAGAAACACGCGAUACAUCAUGGGAGCGCAGUGAUCGUCUGCACCAUUUGUCAACGUACGAUCAAGUAUCCAUGCAAUUUUAAACGACACAUGUCUAUUCAUACUGGAGAAUAUGCGCGCUAUCACUGUUCAAAAUGUUCUAAAUCUUACUUUAAGAAGGAUUCCCGUGACCGCCAUAUUAUUAAACAUGAAAACGAGUGUACAGUUUGCAAUAGGCUGUUCAGUCGUUCAAAAAGUUUAAGUAAACAUUUGUUAACGCAUAAGGUAAAAUGUCGGAUCUGUAAAAUAAUAUUCCCUUCGGACAAACAACUUCAAGACCAUAUGCCUGAACAUUCAGAAGAGGGUCAAGUUAUGUGUAAAGUGUGCAAGAAAGGGUUUAAAGGACAAGAAUUUCUAGUGAUGCAUAUGCUAUAUUCAUGCGAGGAACGUCUUUUUAAGUGUUCUGUGUGUAAAAAGAAAUUCAUCAAAAAGUGUAAUAUGGAUAAACAUAUGCUAAAACAUAAAAAAUCUGGAAAGUUGCUAAGGAGUGACAAUUCCCACACAAACAACAAUGUGAAGACUUUACAGAGAACCAAACACUACACAGUGGGCCUAACUUCCGGAAAUGCUAAAGGCAUGUGUAUAUCGAAUCCUACGCCUACACAAAUAGUUCUUACAUGUGAUAUAAACACAAGUUCCCAUCAAAAUGCUAUGAACACGAAUAAUGAGAAAACGGAAAAGUGUGAAAUAAAUGGCAUGCGAAGUAAGAAUGCAGUAAUGUGCAAAUCUCCUCAAUUUGCAGACAAUAAAACGAGCGAGAGAGUUGUCUUCACUAACCAUUCCAUUGAAUCUAUUUUAGGUAGAUUAUAA